AGCGCGCGCUGCGGUCAUCUCCGUCUCCGUGACUGACAUAAGCUGAGGUGCCAAGUCCACACUCACAGGAAUCAUCGCCACUUCAUCCGAUGUGAUGACGAAGCGUGAAGACACGACAAGAAGUUCCUCUCCACGCGCGUAAUUACGCACGACUCAUAUUUUGUGGUUUUUUUUUUAAAGGAUGUUGGACGCCAAGAACUGUGGAGUGACAAUGACGUCCAGUCAUAAGAUUUCUUUUUCAAUCCUCGACAUAUUGGAUCCAAACAAGUUCAACAGCAAAAGGGUGAACGAACUUUCCUGCGUUGACGAGAAGUUUUCUGUGCCAGACGAAGACGUAUCAAGUUUGGAGACGGACAGCGACGCAGCAGCAGAAGGAGACGCCAGAGGGGAGCGCACAAAAGCAGGAGAGGAUCAAAGAAAUGAACUCUCAGCCUCCGGGGAUCACACAACAGUCGUCACUGACCCGCUGCAGACCCGGGACUCAGAACCCCGUCUCACAGUGGAGCAGGACGACGGAGAGACACCGCAGGCCCCGUCCCCGCACAAGCGGCGGCGCCCGGACCAGACCUGCGCCAAACCGCGGCGUGCCAGAACCGCGUUCACCUACGAGCAGCUGGUGGCUCUGGAAAACAAGUUCCGCGCAACUCGGUACCUGUCGGUGUGUGAGAGACUGAACCUGGCCCUGUCCUUGAGUCUCACGGAGACCCAGGUGAAAAUCUGGUUCCAGAACAGGAGGACCAAGUGGAAAAAGCAGAAUCCCGGAGCGGACAGCACCUUACAGCCCGGGUCCAACUCUCUCAUCAGCGUCAGUCCAAACUCAGCCGUGUGUGCGUCAAGCUCCUCCGGCUUCCACCAGACUUUCCCGACAUUCAGCUCCGGGAAUGUCAUCUUCCACACGAACGGUGCUGUUCCGCUUCCGUCCACCGGAGGGCUCCUGCAUCCCUUCGUGUCCAGUGGAUUUGUGCAGCCAACUUAUUUUAACCCACAUCUAUGAAAGGAAUCAUGACUGUCAUGUUGCUGCUGGUGGGCAACUUGGGACUUGAUUGGACAAAUAAUAUCCACCGUUGUUAAUGUGCCAUGUCAUGUUUUAUAACGUUUGUUUUAGGUUAAUUGUUUCAUUUCAAAUAAAAUGUGUAAAAGUGUAAAAAGGUAAACACAUUCAAACAUAGUAAAAUACAACAUUAAAACAGGAUAUUUGAAUGUGCAAUAAAAUCAGGUGAUGUUGGAAGCUUUAAUGAAGUGUUUUUCAAACAAUUGCCCACUUUUUAAAGAUGGAAAACUACUGUGACGCAAAUCUCAAGCAAAUUUGAGCCUAAUAUCAACUCAUUUACAGCCGUAUCUGUGACACCUAAUAUCAUUUUAAACUGGUAAAGUAAUCAUUUCCAUUAAGAUGUUUGGUAAAUGAAUAAAAACUUUAAUUUAUGCAUGUUAUUUAAGACAUAUACACAUGAAUCUUAACUAAAAAGUUGGAAAGACUUUGCAAAUAUUGUUUGGGGAGCCCAAAAAAAGUUCCCAGUCUUUGGGAAAUACUGUUAAAUAACUGAUAACUUACUUAAGUAAUUAAGUAAUCUGUGACUUACUUCUGUUUUCUGUGUUCUGUCAGACCUGCUCCUCUAUGCACUGAACGACUGUGUGCCAUCGUUUUCUGCAUCACAGCCGUGUUUUCACCUCUCAAAGGUUUUUUCACGGCUCAUGUUUGUUGCCAUGACGAAUAUCAGUUUAACUUAAUAAACAAACAAACAAUUUCAAAUAAGAAGUCAGUUUGUAUUCCUUGUAUUAAAUAGUGACAUGAUUGAUCAUGAUGGCAGAUUAUGGUGUUGUCUCCUGAACAACAAGGCUGCACUUUUACCAAAAAUGAACAAACUUAUUAAUCACUAUAUGUGACAAUAUGUUCAUUCUAUGUCCAUUUUGUAUUUGUAUAGUCAAACUCUUUUAAUCCAACCGUUUUUUUGAAUGGAUUAUUCUCUUUUGCUGCUGU
Molecule: messenger RNA, 1978 nt
Organism: Solea senegalensis (Senegalese sole)
Lineage: Eukaryota; Metazoa; Chordata; Actinopteri; Pleuronectiformes; Soleidae
Gene: nkx1-2a
Product: NK1 transcription factor related 2-like,a
Exons: 2
Coding region: 182-994 (270 amino acids)
Biological process (GO): regulation of transcription by RNA polymerase II; cell differentiation
Cellular component (GO): nucleus
Molecular function (GO): RNA polymerase II cis-regulatory region sequence-specific DNA binding; DNA-binding transcription factor activity, RNA polymerase II-specific
Source: RefSeq, a predicted model, not a curated record